This is a messenger RNA of Mus caroli (Ryukyu mouse), 2194 nucleotides long. RefSeq names its product ubiquitin specific peptidase 14 (gene Usp14). Gene Ontology annotation, molecular function: cysteine-type deubiquitinase activity; proteasome binding; protein binding. Lineage: Eukaryota; Metazoa; Chordata; Mammalia; Rodentia; Muridae. The record is from RefSeq and is a predicted model, not a curated record. Gene Ontology annotation, biological process: protein deubiquitination; proteasome-mediated ubiquitin-dependent protein catabolic process; regulation of proteasomal protein catabolic process.
UCCCCCGCACCUCCCCGCGGUGGCUUCUUGGGCGGACAGCGUGCGGCUGCGUCAUCGCCAGUGGCCGGUUUGAAUGAGGCUUGUCGCACCGGAGCUGCCGCCUCCAUCUCGCUUCCUCCCCGGCCGCCUCCACGAGUUGCUUCGUAUUCCUCGGCUGCCCUUGUCAGACCCAGCCUCCCGCGCCUUUUCUUCCUUCCUGCCUCGCCAUGCCACUCUACUCUGUUACAGUAAAAUGGGGAAAGGAGAAAUUUGAAGGUGUAGAAUUGAAUACUGAUGAACCUCCAAUGGUGUUCAAAGCCCAGCUUUUUGCAUUGACUGGAGUCCAGCCAGCCAGACAAAAAGUUAUGGUGAAAGGAGGAACCCUGAAGGAUGAUGACUGGGGAAACAUCAAAAUGAAAAAUGGAAUGACUGUACUAAUGAUGGGGUCAGCAGAUGCUCUUCCAGAAGAACCCUCUGCUAAAACUGUCUUCGUAGAAGACAUGACAGAAGAACAGUUAGCAACUGCUAUGGAAUUGCCGUGUGGAUUGACAAACCUUGGUAACACUUGUUACAUGAAUGCUACAGUUCAGUGUAUUCGUUCUGUGCCUGAACUCAAAGAUGCCCUUAAAAGGUAUGCAGGUGCAUUGAGAGCUUCAGGAGAAAUGGCUUCAGCACAGUAUAUUACUGCAGCUCUUAGAGAUUUGUUUGAUUCCAUGGAUAAAACUUCUUCUAGUAUCCCACCUAUUAUUCUGCUGCAGUUUCUGCACAUGGCCUUUCCACAGUUUGCAGAGAAGGGCGAACAAGGGCAGUAUCUUCAGCAGGAUGCUAACGAAUGCUGGAUACAAAUGAUGAGAGUCCUGCAACAGAAACUAGAAGCCAUAGAGGAUGAUUCUGGUAGAGAGACGGAUUCUUCAUCUGCAUCAGCAGUGACACCUUCUAAAAAGAAAAGCUUAAUUGAUCAAUAUUUUGGUGUUGAGUUUGAAACUACCAUGAAAUGUACAGAGUCUGAAGAAGAAGAGGUCACCAAAGGAAAGGAGAAUCAACUUCAACUUAGUUGUUUCAUUAACCAGGAAGUGAAGUACCUUUUCACAGGGCUGAAAUUGCGACUUCAGGAAGAAAUUACUAAACAGUCUCCAACACUGCAGAGAAAUGCUUUGUACAUCAAAUCUUCUAAGAUCAGCCGGCUACCUGCUUACUUAACUAUUCAAAUGGUUCGAUUUUUUUAUAAAGAGAAAGAAUCUGUGAACGCCAAAGUUCUUAAGGAUGUUAAAUUUCCUCUUAUGUUGGAUGUGUAUGAACUCUGUACACCAGAACUUCAAGAGAAAAUGGUCUCUUUUCGGUCAAAAUUCAAGGAUCUAGAAGAUAAAAAAGUGAAUCAGCAACCAAAUGCAAAUGACAAGAAUAGUCCUCCAAAAGAGAUUAAGUAUGAACCCUUUUCAUUUGCUGACGAUAUUGGCUCCAAUAAUUGUGGCUACUAUGACUUACAAGCAGUGUUAACUCACCAGGGAAGAUCUAGUUCUUCAGGUCAUUAUGUAUCAUGGGUGAGAAGAAAACAAGAUGAAUGGAUCAAAUUUGAUGAUGAUAAGGUCAGCAUUGUAACCCCAGAAGAUAUUCUGCGGCUGUCUGGUGGUGGAGACUGGCACAUUGCUUAUGUUCUACUUUAUGGGCCUCGAAGAGUUGAAAUAAUGGAAGAAGAAAGUGAACAGUAAUCUUCAAUUUAGCUAUUUAUGCUUAGGUGUGAAUGUUUUUGUUGUUGUUGUUGAACAUUUCUAUAAUCUUGAGCUCUAAAGAAAAUGAGAACAGAACCAAACCACUUAUGCAUCUUCAAUCUUAAGACUAUGGAAAAUUACGUUUGGGUGCUACCUUGUAUAAAGGUAGCUUCAAGACAUUCUUUAAAAAUCUCAUUUUUUGCAUUACUCCUUAGAAAUUCUUGGCUGAAAUCCAUUUUAUCCCUUGCCUUUUCAGCCCAAGCUUUAGCAGUGAUGUUUAUUGCACACCUAUUUGUUGUUCUUGCAUGGUUAAUAUCACCGUUCAGUAGCUGCCCGUCCUUUGCCUUAUCUAACCAAUAUUUUUCUAGGAAGGUGGAAAAGUGUUGCUCUCAUCGUGUAACUCAGUGCUGCUGUCCACAUCCCAUCAACUGGGUGCAAUCAAGUAUUGUCCAGACUGACUGUUGCUGGCCUUUCAUGACUUUACAAUAAAUUGUGAUCAAUAAGAA